AUGCCGCGCCGAACCGCUAUUCCAAUUGAGCGAAAGAAGGCCCUCCGGGCUCACAAGCUGCAGCAUUCAAGCCUCAGCAACAAGACUUUGAAGCAGUGGUUUGAGCAACACUAUAAUCAAACCAUUGCCCUAUCCUCUGUCUCCGAGAUCCUAUCGUCACGUUAUGAUUAUCUUGAUCAGACUGCCUGCCGCUCAGAGCUGCCUAUCUGGUUUAUUGGCACAGCUAAACGACCACAUGCCUUCCGCGCUGCUGGCAUCAAAAUCGAGAACCUGCCGCUCAAGUGGAGAUCGAAUAAGAAGGCCUGGAUGACAGGGUAUAUCAUGGAGGAAUGGCUUUGCUGGUUUGAUUCUCAAAUGACAGGCCGUAAAGUCAUGCUCCUUAUGGAUAAUUUCUCUGCACAUGAGCUUGCGUUUGAAAAUAUCCAGCGGAGCCCCUAUCCCUUGCUGAAUACCUUGAUUAUUUGGCUUCCACCAAAUGCGACAAGCAAAUAUCAACCACUGGAUCAAGGGAUAAUCUAUACAUGGAAGCAAUACUGGAAGCGGCAGUGGAUUCAGUAUAUGCUUGAGGAGUAUGAGCCUGGCCGGGAUCCUCUUGCUACAGUCAAUAUUUUGAUGGCACUGCGCUGGGGAAUCAAGGCAUGGCAUAUAGACAUGUCUACAGCCUCAAUUAUUCACUGCUUUGACAGAGCUUUAUUUCCCAAAAGACCUGUACAGUUGGAUCCUGAGAAUGAUUCAAUUAUGGAGAUCACCAGCAAGUUCCAAAGACUCUGCCUUCUCUCAGCAAUUCAAAACCUGAUGGAUAUUCAGCACUUUCUCAAUCCAGCAGAUGAAGUAGUAGAGGAUUCUCCUGAGGCUAUUGAGCAGCAUGUUAUUGCGCUGCUAGAUCCAGCAGAUGAGAGCAAAGAGGAUGAGGAUUUGGCUACAGAGAUGCUCCCACCAAUUACACCUUCAGAGGCUCUAGAUCUAGUUAAACAGCUCCGGCUGUAUGAAGAGCAGCAAGAUCAGGGAGAUCAACAGCUAAUUCAGCAGCUCAACAGCUACAAGAGCAAAAUAGCAGCAAGAAGGCUUCAAACUCAGCAGCAGCAAGAUAUUCAUGCCUAUUUUCAACGCGCACCCCCUAUAUAG
This is a messenger RNA of Coccidioides immitis RS, 1125 nucleotides long. RefSeq names its product ARS-binding protein 1. The record is from RefSeq and is a predicted model, not a curated record. NCBI's taxonomy places the organism in Eukaryota, Fungi, Ascomycota, Eurotiomycetes, Onygenales, Onygenaceae. Gene Ontology annotation, molecular function: DNA binding. Bases 1 to 1125 code for a protein of 374 amino acids. The transcript has a single exon. Gene Ontology annotation, cellular component: nucleus.